Ichthyophthirius multifiliis is the source of this 3385-nucleotide messenger RNA. RefSeq lists its product as hypothetical. Gene Ontology annotation, cellular component: motile cilium; Golgi apparatus; microtubule. Gene Ontology annotation, molecular function: small GTPase binding; microtubule binding. Gene Ontology annotation, biological process: cell motility. The transcript has 14 exons. The record is from RefSeq and is a predicted model, not a curated record. Lineage: Eukaryota; Ciliophora; Oligohymenophorea; Hymenostomatida.
UUAUGAAAAAUAAAAUAAAUAAUAAAAAAAAAGAUCACAUGAGCAUUUACCUUCAAUUUUAGUUGAAAGAAUUGACUAUUUAUCUACAGCAAAAUCUCGUAAACAGAAGUUACAAAAUACAGAUAAUAUUUCUAAAAAAUUAUUUUGUGACACCAAUUAAUCCACAAUAAAAUUAAAAACAUAACAAUUUAUUCCCAGACAUUCAAAAUUAGACUAAAAAUAACUUCGAAAACCAGUAUAUACAGGUGAAUCAAACGCCAUAUUGUCUACUUAAACCCAUCGAAAGGCACAGACAAUACAAAAAGAUGAAUAAUUAACUGAAAAUAUACAUAAUGUAACCAAAAAAAAAGAGCAAAAAUUAGAAAAGGACAAAUCUGAUGCCUUAGUUAAUGAAAAACACGACAAAAAUGCUACUGCAAUUGCCGAAACAUAAUUCGUAGGAUUUGAUCAAUAUAAUAAAUAAACACUAGAAGGAAAAGUUGAUUUAGAAAAAGUUAGAGAAAUAAGAAGAGUUAUAAGAAGAAGAUAUGCAAAUAGAACACAUUUUUAAAAAAUUUUUAAUUAAUGGGAUUAUAACUCUUUAGGAUGUAUUAAACCAUAAAAUGCGUAUGAAAUGAUAAAAAAAUUAGGAAUAAAUAUUAAUUUUGAUGAAUGUAGGGUAUUAAUAGCUAGUUCUGAUUAAGAUUAAAGCGGUGAUUUAAAUUUAAAUGAAUUUAUGGACCUUAUAUUUAAUAGUAAUGAUACUUUAAAUGUAAAUUUAAAAUCUCUUCCAGUACUUUCUGAAGAAGAAUAUGCUAUUUCGACAGCUGAAAAUGUAGUCAAUAAAUUAACAUAAGACGCAAUUAAAACUAGACAGGAAAGACAUAAAAAUUAACUAAAUUUAAUUUUAUAGAAUAAACUUUCUUUUAUUAAAACUUAUACUUUUUCAGAAGAUAGUCUAUAAUAAGGAUUUGUUUCUUAUUAAAAGUUUAAGGAUAUUAUAAAAAAAUUAGCUAUACCUGAAACAGUGUUGAAUAAAGAUGAUGUCGAAUCGUUAUUUCUUAGACAUAAAAUAGAUAAAAAUUUAUUUAAUUAUAGGGAAUUUAUUGAAUAUUUAAGAAAUUAUAAAUUUGUUCCAGAAGAUAUAUACGUUGAUCCGUCUUUAACUGAAUAAAAAAAAGGUGAAAAAACAAAAUUAUUAACACUUUUUAAUUACGAAGAAAAUAAUAAAAUAAAUGUUUUUGAUAAUACAAAUGUCAAUUCAUGGCAUUUGGAUUGUAUAAGAAAUUCUGCUACAAAGGUUUUUAGAAUUAUUGAAAGAUAUAUAAGUAAUAAAGAAAGUUUUGAUGAAUAUUUAAUGUAAUAAAUUAAUAUUUAGGAUAAAAAUUAAUUCUAAAAAGAAUAAAUUUCAAAAAAAAAUUUAACAAAAGCUAUUUAAAAUUUACUUUUGAAUGUAGGGGAUAAUGAAAUAAAAAAGGAAGAAGUGGAAGCUUUUUUAUCUAUUUUUCUAUAUAAUAAACAUGACCAUACACAUGCUAAAGAUAUAUCUACAGCUAUAUUUGAUGAAUCAAAUAGAUAAUGGUAUAAAAAAUUAGCUUAAAAACCAAAUAAACCUCCUCCUCCACCUUAAGUUUUAUAUCAUGAUGAGUUUAAAGAAACAAAUGAAAAAAAUAUGGAAAUGUCUUAUAUAUAAUAAUAAUAAGAAUAGUUUUAAUAAUAUUCUGGUUUAGUUAGGAAAUCUACUGGACUUUUUUAUCCGAAAAAUUUAAACUUGAUUUUAGAAAAAUUUGAAAAUUAAAUUUUUUGUGGAACUUAAAAAGCUUAUGAAAUUUUCAAAAAAUUUGAUGUGGAUAAAGAUGAUACAUAAAGAUAUAAUAGAUUUACUUCUACUCCUGCUAUAGGAAAUACUUUCAAAAAUUUUUAGGCACCAGAAAAUAGUCCAAUGUAUAUGUGUAACCAAGUUUAUGUCAAUGGACAUAUGAACAUCGUUGUCAUUUAUUAAAUAGUUGGAAAAAAGCCUCCAGGCGUUACAAAAAAUGAAUAAGACGCAAGAAACGCAGCAGAUAAAGUAAAUGAUAAUGAAAGUGAAGAAUAUAAGAAAGCAAUGAGAAAAGAAAUAAGAUCUUUAAAUGAUAUUUAUGAAGAAGAAAAAAAACUGCUUGCAUUUUAUUAAUAAGAGAGAGAAAAAAUUAAUUACAAUUGGAUUAUUUCAAAAAAGGAAUUAGAAGAUAAAAAAAGUGAACUUAUUAAUAAAGAAAGAGAAUUAUAAGAUUUAAAUGAAAAUCAUUUUAUGACUUUGAAUGUUUAUAAAUAAAAAAUAAAACAUUUACUGUUUCAAAAUUAAGAUUAAUAAAGUGAAUUAAAAAAAGACGUAGAAAUAACUCUUAAAUAAUUAGAAGACUAACAUAGAAUUAAAUCCAGAGAAUUAAAAACUGAUGUUAGAGCAUUAAAAGUCAUGAAAAAAGAAUAAGAAAUUUCUCAUAAUGACUAUAUUUUUGCUUUAAAAUAAGAUCAUGAUAAAUAAAAAACAUUAUUAAGAUAAGAAUAUGAAAGAUCAAUAAAUGACAUAAAAAAGAAAUAUGACUUGAAAAUGUUUAAUUUAACAAAGGAGAUGGAAGAAGCUCGUGCAGCUUAAAUAAAGCUUUUGGAAGAUAAUAAAAACUAAAAAAUAGCUGAAUUAAUAAAAGAGCAUACUGUAAAAUAUAAUGACAUAAAGAAUUAUUAUUCAGAAAUAACUGCCACUAACCUAGACUAUAGAAAAACUUUAAAAGGUGAAAUAAAGGAACUCUAAAGAUAAGAAGAGGAAUGUAAAAAAAUCCUUUAAUAAACAGAAAAAGGGUCAAGGGAAUUAAGUGAACCUUUAUAAGCAUUAGAAAUAGAAAUUGAAUAAUUAUUAAAAUAAUAAGUGGAAUAAGAAAAAAUAAUAAAAGAAAAAGAAGAUUUGAAAAAAUAAAUAGAAAUUCAUGAAACAUUAUUUAGAAAACUCGAAUAUGAAUAUGAAGUAAAGUUAUAAUAGUUUAAUUAUUUAGAAAGAGAAAGAAAUGCAUUGCAUUAAAAAUUAAAUCAAACAGUUUAUGAAAUACAUUAAAAAGCUGGACUUGAAAAUCUAAUUUUAGAAAAGAAAAAUGCAAAUCUAAGGGAAGAUUUAGAAAUUAAAGAUUUGGAAAUACAUUCUACAUUAUAAUAAGCUAAUAUAGACCCUAAUUCUCUAGGAUCUAUUACUAAAAGUUUAGAAGAAGCUGAAUAACUCAAAAAUGAUCUUAUUUAAGAAUUAUAAUUGUAACUUAAAUAAAUAAGAAAAGCACAUUCUCAUAUGGUAAAGGCUUAUGAAGGAAAAUUAUCUGAAUUCGUUAUCCCAGUUGAGGAAUUAGGAUUUGAUCCGUUGGUUCCUACUAAUACUGAUUGA